UCUUCAUUAUAGGAGCAGGACCAUGUGGACUACGUACAGCUAUAGAGUGCGCUAUGCUGGGGGCAAAGGUCGUCAUGGUAGAGAAACGACUGAGCUUCUCAAGGAAUAAUGUUCUCCAUCUCUGGCCGUUCCUCAUUACGGACCUAAGGAAUCUUGGAGCGAAGAAGUUCUUUGGCAAGUUCUGUGCUGGAUCCAUUGAUCACAUCAGUAUACGUCAGUUACAGGUGGUCCUGCUGAAAGUGGCUUUGAUGAUGGGUGUUGAGAUCCACUAUGGUGUGAGCUUUGAAGGACUAGAACUUCCACCUGAAGACCAGGAACAUGAAAAGAUCGGUUGGAGGGCCAAACUGGAGCCAAAGGAUCACCCUGCAUCAGAAUAUGAAUUUGAUGUUAUCGUUGGAGCUGAUGGAAGGAGAAACACACUACAUGGUUUCAAGAGGAAGGAAUUCAGAGGAAAGCUUGCAAUCGCCAUCACUGCAAACUUCAUCAAUAGAAAAUCAAACGAGGAAGCCAGCGUGGAGGAAAUCAGCGGCGUCGCUUUCAUCUUCAACCAAAAGUUCUUCCAAGAUCUACGAGAGCAGACAGGCAUCGACCUUGAGAACAUUGUCUAUUACAAGGAUGAGACGCAUUAUUUUGUGAUGACGGCUAAGAAACAGAGUCUACUACAUAAAGGAGUUAUUCUAAAGGACUUGCCAGACACCAACAAGCUGUUACGAUCAGAUAACUACAGUCAUCAAACACUCCAGGAAUACGCCCGUGAGGCUGCAGACUUCUGCACCAACAAUCAGCUGCCGACCUUAGACUAUGCCCUCAAUCAUCAUGGCAAACCAGACGUUGCUAUGUUUGAUUUUACGUCAAUCUACGCCGCUGAGAACGCUGCUAGGGUACUAGAUAGGAAUGGUCACAAGCUUCUACUAGCAUUGGUUGGCGAUAGUCUGUUGGAGCCUUUCUGGCCUACCGGUUCUGGAUGUGCUAGAGGUUUUCUAGGUGCCUUUGACGCUGCUUGGAUGAUCCGUAGCUGGGCUUCAGGAGUGAUGACACCGUUAGAGGUCCUAGCUGAGAGGGAAAGUUCUUAUCGUCUUCUAGCUCAAACCACUCCUGAGAAUCUAUGCAAGAUCUAUGAAUCAUAUGGAAUCAAUCCAAACAGUAGAUAUCCACACUUAAACACCAGAGCUGUAGCACCUCAAGAAGUUAUACACCUUUAUGACACCUUAGACGAAGAUCUCAAGGCUCAGUUUGAAAUCUUAGAGAAGAAACCUUCUAUGGUUCUCAAUAGAACAGCAUCCGUUGUGAGGAGUAGUAAGGUGUUAAUGUGGUGUCAACGAGUUACUGGUAACUAUCUGAAUGUGAUGGUUGAUAAUAUGACUUCAAGUUGGAGGAAUGGCUUAGCGUUAUGUGCCAUUAUACAUAGAUAUAGACCACAUCUCAUCGAUUACAAUCGUCUGAGACCUGAGAAUGUUGUAGAGAAUAAUCAGCUAGCGUUUGACAUCGCUGAGCGUGAGUUUGGUAUACCACCGGUAAUGACAGGCAAGGAGAUGGCUACUACUGCCUGUCCUGAUAAACUCACUAUGGUAGCUUACAUACUGAGGUUCUAUGAUCUAUUCAAAGAUGAGCUACCAGCUUCUGUUAAACAGACAAAUACCAAAGAAAUCCACAUAGAAGAGUCCCAUCCGCCCCAAGCCAAGUCUUCCAUUCCAAAAUCAUCCCUCCUAUCACGGCUCGCCUCCAAAGUACGACGGAAAUCUCACGAGAAACAUGACAAAGAGAAUGCAGAGAAAGCUAAAGCAAGUGGGAGUGGCGUUGGCUCAAAACGAAAACAUCACAAGCAUAAAGAUGCCCCGUCUGAUGACAUCAUUGAGAAGCGAAAGCUGCUCACACAGGGGGCUGACAAGACUGAGAACGGUGGUCUGAACGUAGCGGCCAAGAAUGAACUCAACGUUGGUAUCAGAGGUCAAAACAAGGUCAGCGGGCUGGCCGAGCAGCUCCAGGCCAAUCUUAGGUCUAACUUUGGAAUGGAUACAGUUACAGAUGGACCAAGACCAAAACCCAAACCAUUGAUUGACACUGGUAAUGUCCAAGGAAGUCAGCUCUGUGUAUUCUGUAGUAAACGUGUUUAUGUGAUGGAAAGACUUAGUGCUGAAGGAAUGUUCUUUCAUAGAGACUGUUUUAAAUGUCAGGAUUGUGAUUGUACAAUUAGGAUUGGAAACUAUGCAUAUCUACCCGACCAAGAUGGCGGAAAAGGUCUUUUCCUAUGUAGAGAACACUUUGCAGCCAGGAAACAAGCAGCUAGAAAGAGAAGCCUUAGUGAUAAAGAGAGAGAAGCAGUACAGUCUAAGAAGCAAGUAUUUUCUUUUGAUUCCAUUGAAGAGGUUGUGGAAGAUGAGAAUGAAAAUAUUUCCCACCCAGAACCCACCACACCAAAGACUCCCAAAACACCGAAGACACCGUUUAGGAAACGAUCGUUGCUUUCACCGUUCUUCGGCAAGAGAUCAAAGACAACUCCUGAGAGAGAUGAAAUGCAAAAGAUGUAUGAGAAGUUAGCUGAAUCUAAGGGUGCUUUGACGGAAGAAGAGCAGGCUAGAUAUAACCUUGGUACAUCGGUCAAUACAGAUGAUGAACUAGAAGAAUCAUCAGACAGCGAUUAUAAUGAAGAAGAGAAGGCGUGGCUUGAAAAGGAAGGAUUAUCAACAAGAAUGGCUGACGUUGAGGAAGAAGAGGAGGAGGAGGAAUAUGAAGAAGAUUAUGAAGAAGAGGAAUAUGAAGAUGAAUAUGAGGAGGAAGAAGAGGAAGUGGAGAAUUCAGAGAUGGAAUACGAAGAAGAAGAUGAAGAUGAAGAAGACGAAGAAAGCUCAGGAGAGUACUACACUGAUAGUGAUGAAUACGAUGAGGAGGAGGAGGAGGAAGAAGAAGAGGAAGAGGAGGAAGAAACUCCCAAAGAACCGUCAUACAGUCAUGUACAUACCUUGACAAGCUUGAAGCUGCAAUGGCUGAAUGAUACCAAGGCCCCUCAGAUGGCUCCCUGGAAACCACCGGAAGUCAUUCAAAGGGAGAAGGAAGAAGCUGAGAGGAAGAGGAAAGAAGAGGAGGAGAGGAGAAGAAUUGAGGAGGAGGAAAGGUUAAGGAUAGAGGAGGAAGAACGGAUGCGGAAAGAGGAAGAGGAGAAGGAAGAGAUGGAGAGAAGACGAUUGGAGGAAGAGGAGAGAAGGCGACUUGAACGAGAUGAGAGGCAGGAGGAAGAUGAAGAUGAAGCAGAAGAAGAUGAGGAUGCAGAGAAGGAAAUUACUGAAGAGGAUGUCAUCAAUGCUCUGAGAUCUCCUACAGAUGGAGGAGAGGAAUGGGGAGACAGGAGGAAAAAAUGGAGAGAUAAAUUUGCCACAAAGUUUGCAUCUUAUGAAGAUGAUACUGAGCUGGGGAGAAGGCUAAAUACGGAAGAAAAAGGUCAUGCCGUUGACAGCGAGGAAGAUGAUGAUCGGAAUGUAGGGGAAAUCAAGGAUGAAGAUUUAAUUCAGUUAGAAACUGAUUCCAUUGAUGAUCAUGAAGAAGAAGAAGACAGCAGGGAACAGGAGUACUCCCGAGAAAGUGUAGAGGAGCUGGAAGAUCUACAAGAGGUUGAUGAAGAAGAGGAAGAUGAAGAAGAAGAGGAGGAUGACGACGAAGAGGAGGAAGAAAAUGAAGAGGAAAGAGAAGAAGAUGAUGAGACAGAAGAGGGCUCUGAUGAAGUUGAAAGAAUCGUGAUGGGAGGUCAUCUAGCAGAAGAGGAUGAAUUUUCAGAAAGCAUCUCCAGAACGGAAGACAUCAGUGGUGCUGUAGAAAGUGAUUUAAAAGCCAAUCUUGCAGAAGAGGAAGAUGACACCUCUGGGGAAAUGAGCGAAGAACAGACAGAAGGAGAGGUUGAAGGGGAGGAGUCAGCAGAAGAUUUAGUUUACGGGGAUUUGAUCAGCGCUACUGACUACAUGGAAGAGUCAGAAGGCCAGAGUUUUGAUCCACAGAACAGCGCACAGGAUACAGAACAAAGUGAGAGUCUUUUGGUUGAUGAUAUCCCUGUAACGGAUAAGGUAAUGGUGACCCAGAUGCAUGGGGUCAUACAGGGUGAGGUAGUUAAUGUGGAAUGCUCCAGUUCUGAAGCAGAAGAGAUUGACAUUGAUGAUCUUAUUAGUAGUCCGGAGGUUAGUAAGCGUUCCUCGUCGUCUGCUAGCCACCCAGCUCUCUUGGAUAUCAAACCUGAUCUUUCACCACUCCAGCCUAAGGUUGUUGAUAUUGACAUAGGUGACACAGAGACUAUUGAUGAUAGCUCAGCAUUAUAUGAACCUAGUUCAGUACCUGAUGAUACAGAGACUGAGGAUAAUAGUAUAGAACCGUCUGAUCUCAGUGCAGUACUAUCCUAUCCAAGUGAUCAGGUCCAGGAAGCUAGUGCAGCCUCUGGACCAUCCGAACCAAAGACAGUUUCCACAUCGCAACUCAGUACUGAUGAAGACAUUCUCUCUAAGCAUUCCACGCAAGAGAUAUCAAGCAGAGACUCUCAAAGUGACAGACAAGAUUACAAGGACAGUGAAUCAGACAGAGAUCAGGGCACAGCUGAAGCAGCGGGUCUGCUUCAGGAAGCAAAUGCAAAGGGUUACAACUCAGGGACAUCAGAAGACAACUCUCAAUCCAGUCACCUUUCUACUCCUCUUGGUGAUAUCAACCUUGAUCUGCUACCAGAAACUUCUUUUGCAGGAAACACAGACACUGAAAAAUCUGAUGCGGAGGUCGCCAAUGAGGAUGAAGGUUCCAAUGUUUUUGAUAAAUCUGAAGCUAUUGCUUCUGCUGAUAUUGAGCUUGAAUUUGUGCCAUCUAAUGAAGCAUACAGGACUUCAUACAAUAGUUUACCAAAUAGGAAACAUCAACGAUUUAGUGUAGGAUUUGAGGGUGAUGUAGAUGGAGGAACAGUUGAUGAUGUCAAGCCAAAGAUGUCAGCAAGUCCAUCGCUACCUGAAAACCUGAGCGAAGUGAAAGAGACUCCUAAACCUAAACCCAAGUAUAAAUGUAUGUACCCAAGAGCUAGUGGUGUCAGGUCACUACUGUCAUCAUCGUUCUCUGAAUCCUUCAGUCCAAUACCUUCCAUUGAUGAUAUCAAAAGUAAAGAAACUGCAGUAGAUGAUGGUGCUAAUAAGAACACUAACAAUGCCACAGUGAGUGCAAAUGUGGAUGAAAUUACAAUCAGGAUAGAAUCUCCAGAAGAAGAUUAUGUCUCCCCUCCAAGUGCAAUUCAAUCAGAGAGUAUCAGCAGGGAUACUCUUUCCAACAAACAGGCCAAGGCUUACACCCCGACCACGAAAGCCAAGCUGGAGAAGCAGCGUGGAAAGAAAGGAAGUCCAAAGAAACGCAUCCUAAAGCGAUCCAAGGACAAAAGGAAGAGUGAGAAUGAUGUUGGUGUGAGGGGGAAAGGGGAGAGGAAAAAACAUUAUGAAGUUGAGGAUGAAAAGGAGGCUAGGCUGGAGAGCCUUAGGGAAGGGUCUCAGGGUACGCAUUCAGGAUUGUCUCCUGAUACAUAUCCAUCUUGUACUCCUUCCGAUUCAGAGCGUGGCAGCAGCAAACGAAAGAAGGGUUCUGGAAGGAAGAAGGAAGGCACCCCGUCCAGUCUCAAAGUGCCUUCUGACCUCAACAUACCAGAGGAUGAGCUUUCUCCAACAAGUGAUGUCCCACCGUGUACUUUCGAUGGUGGCAUCCCACGCUCAGAAUCCAGCUCCAAAGAGAAGAAGUCUCGUCUAAGCCGUAUGCGCAUGGACAUUCCACGUCGCCGAGAUGCUACUAAGGCCACCAAAAACGGAAGGAGGGCAAGUGCUGGGCUGCAACAGACUGAUGAACCCAACAAAGACAAAAUACAACGAUCAUCAAGCACUAAAAUAGACAGUAGUAGACCACUAGAUGGCGCUAUACCAAAGCAACGGAAAAGUAAAUCCCUAAAGCUCAAGAAGCGUGUGAGUGCAGGAAAACUGGCAUUGUCAUCUACAGAAGGUGAUAGCGAUAGAGAAGAGAGAUCACUCUCACCAGGCAGCCUUGACUUACCUCUAGGUCAGUUUGGAGAAGAAGGGGCCAGGUCCAAGAGGAAGGUUCCAGAUGUUGUUGCUGACCUUGGUGUAGGAACCCCUGAAGCUGCUGCUACGGAACAACUCCCAAGACUCAUCAAGAAGCUUAGCGUAGACGCCAACCUGACCGGUGAGUUUGAUAUAGAUUCUACUACCGAUGAGGAGGAAAUCAAACAAGAUGAAGCAAGCACCGAUCCUGAACGUUCAGAGCAGAUCACUGAUUCACCAAGAUCUAAAGGGAAAUCUCCUAGGAGAAUGUGGGGCAAGAGAUUCAAGAGAUUAAGGUCAUUAAAAAAGCUGAGGAAGGCUUUGAGUAAAAAGACAGCCAGACAAGAACAGGAGAAGCGUAAGAUGGAGGAGGAAGAGCUUAGCGCCAGGUUGACGAAACGCGUCCAGAAGGAAGCUCGUCGUCAGCAUCACCAGCAGCAGUUAAAGCGCCAUCGCUUGGCCCAGGAGAUCCAACGUCAGCUACAGGAAGUAGAGGUCAAACAGCGUGAGCUUGAGAACCGAGGGGUCGCAGCCGAGAGGGCUCUGAGAGGUGAAGAAACUCCUGAUGGAGUAGAAGAAACCACCCUCAUGCAGGAAUGGUUCAGUCUAGUGAAUGAGAAGAACGCCCUCGUUAGGUUUGAGACGGAGCUGAUGGUUCAAGCGAGGGAGCUUGAGUUGGAAGAUCGUCACAGUCAGCUUGAGCAAGAGCUUAGGGUCAUUAUGGCCGUCGGAGAAGGAAAGAAGACGUCUAGCCACAGAGAACAAGAAAAACUUCUCUUAGAUGAAAUGCUGGAAGUUGUAGAACAGAGAGACGCUCUGGUGGCAUUCUUAGAAGAAGAAAGGCUCAAAUACGAUGAGACAGAGCUUGGCUUACAGGAGCAGCAAGAAGAUCAAGACUUUGAGGCUAUCAUGCUUAAGAAAGGCCUAAUGACUGCUGUCCGGUAGUCUGAGGACAUCAAGACUUUGAGGCUAUCAUGCUUAAGAAAGGCGUAAUGACUGAUGUCUGUUAGUCUGAGGACAUCUGUGUGUCAUCAAGAAGGAUUGUCUUCACUGUUACUAGCCUUCUAGGGACAUGUUUGCAUUGAAGGCCCGUGUGUUUACUGUGAGGACUUAUCGUCAGCUAGGCACACACACUCAGACACACUGCAUUCAAUAGUACUGUGUUUGAUAGUCAUGAUGUCUGUGUGAAGACAUCUGUUGGUAAUGACAGUGCCUUCAAUGAGAUAUCUGAGGACUUAUCAGCGAUACACACGUAUAAGGCAUUCAAUGACAGGCCUAGUGUGUUUCAUACAUACUGUGUUCAUGUGAGAACAUCUCGAUGUGGAUAGUUCCUUCAAAAGAAAUAUCUGAGGACGCAAGAUUAGCAAAACACCAAGCAGCAGCAAAUGCCAGUUUGCAUCUAUACAAAUAUUCAUUGUCAGUGUGGGGACAGUGACACCUGUAGCUCUUAAUUAAUCAUAGCCUGGAGAGUGUUUGCAAAUAAUUGAUGGUAUUUUAGGCCCCUUUGUGAUAUCCACCAGAAUUCAUUAAGCUCUACCAUUGAAUCUGAUGGCAAUCUUUACAUGUUAUUAAUCUAUUCCAAACUUUUGAUGAAUUUGCAAGCAUUUGAUUUUAUUAUUGUGUAUUUCAGAGGCAUGUACAUUAAUAGCUGACUGCCAUCAAAUCUUGCACAUGUAUGUAAAUUAUUUCACAAUAAAACUCCUUGAAUUCAUCAAUUACAGAGAACCUUGACAAAUAUUUCAGGAUUAUUAUGAGUAUCUCUUAAAGCAAUGUUGGCACAACUAAACUUUUUCAAAUGUGUUUCAAAAGCACAUUAUGUUUGUUUAAUAAUGGGAGUUUGCAAGAAAAUGUUUACUAUCACUUGCAAAUUUCUGUUUCAAAUAAACUAUUCGAUUAUAACAAUAGUAAAUCAAUUUGAAACUCUUGUUUGAAAAGCUGACCAUCAAUUUAGUGCAAAGUCUCAAUUGAAUGCAAGACUUAGGAUGGGUUUUGGGAGCCAACCUUGACUUGCAUUUGAUUCAAGUUUAUGCUUGAUUCUUUUGAUUUAAUUGAUUUUAAAGAUCUACUUGUCUGGAUUUGUUUUUAGUAACUCUCAACGCAGGAUUUACAUCUAUUGUUGCUUUGUCUGGCAACCUUUGUUUGGAAAGUUUGCAUAAAAUUACUAUGCUAGUAAAUAGGCCUAUUCUGUGUGGUCAUUACAUUCAAACACACAUACAGUGUUUGGGGUCCUUGAGAGUGAUACACACUUUAUACAAAUAACUAAGUCAUUCAUUGGUCCAAUUGAGGACAUCGCCAAAACGGUAUAGGAUACUUUAAUAACCGGGCUAAAAUCAAAUUUGAGAAGUUCUAUCAUUAAUAGGGUAAUAAUGUUGACAUUUUCCCCACUAAUGAUAUAUACUGAGGCAUAUUACAUGUUGAGGUGAAGCAAUGUAAACAAAAAUAUACAAUGAGCUUAUAUCCUAUGGUAUGUGGAUGUAUAGCAAGGUUUUUCUAUAGAGGUACAAUGUCUCACUUUACCCUGAAUACUAACAAUUACACAUAUAUAUAUAUAUAUAACUAGAAAAAAAAUGUACUGCAAAAUUUACACCAUUUUUAAUGCAGUGUACUGCCAGUAUGAUAAGGUAUCCUUUUAAAGUUUUACCUUUUAUCACUUGUGUUGAUUCCUGUUACUUCCAUAUAUAAUAUAUUCACGUAUCUUUUAAUUAUGAAAAUGAAUUGAUAAUUAUUGCCAAUAUGAAGAGCUAUAGCAGAUUAAUGUUGAUAUUUUUAGAGCUGUAUUGAGGAUACUGCACAAUGGAUUAUAAGCAAUUCAAUGUAAUACUUUCGUAUUCAUGAGGAGUAAAUAUUAUUAUUUAUUUAUUGAGUACUCAGCGCAUUCUAUUCUACUGAAAUCAAUAUAGCUUGUAUUUAGGGCACAUAUUAUUUAACAAUUUUGCAAGAAGUUAAGUCGAUUUCACAAGAAUCUAAUUUUCCCAAUAUGAUUAUCUGUCAUGUAUUUUCCCUCUCUUACAUGUAAUUUGAAUAUCUGUGCAAGGUCAUCUUUAUGGUUUUAUUGCCAUUAAUGACAGCUGAAAAUUCGACAGUAAAACUUUGCAUCAAGUUUUUUCAUUCUAUUUUAUAUUAAUGUCGUUUAGGAUGGAUUUUUAUUAUGUUAUCCACUGCAUGUAUUUUGUUAAUCAUUUGGAAAUACUUGGCCAAGUUUUUAGGUUUACGACACACAUAAAGCAUGAACUUAUUUGUAUUACCGUUAAAUUAUCGUCAUAAAGUUGCAAAAUUGUCAUGUUACCAAGCGAUAAGAGAAGUCAUGGUAGGAUUUCAGCCUAUUUUAUCCCCCACCCCCCCCCCCUGCAUUGGUCGCAUUUCUACUUCCUUUCACUAUAUCUGCCCAACAAUUCUAGCAAUAAUUUGCACUGUGCAGUGCAUCUGGAAGAAGAAAUCCUGUUUUUAAGGAUGUAUAUCAUAAUCACAUGUCAUAUGUUUUAUUGAUGGGAAUUGUGUAGCCAAUCAAAAUUCCUAGUAAAAAGUAUUUAAUGAUAAUCCUAGUAUUGAAUUCAAGUCUGGUAGCAGUGUUGAUCUAAAAGAAAUGCUCCUGGGGUAUAUCAUUGAUGUCAGCUCUCAAAUAUUGAUAUUUUACCCGAUGUGUAUUGCCAAAACUACCAUAUUCAUGCUGUUCAAACAUUGCCUUUUGUAAUUAUUUUAAUGUGUGUGAAUGAGUUUGCAUUAAUGAGGCUAGGGUAUAAUAUUGAUACACCUUUCAAAAUGCAUGUACUGUUAGAGCUAAAUCGGUAUAAUAUAGUUCUUUUUAAAUUGAGAACAUGGCAUACCGCAUAGUAGAUUCUAAUAAUAACGAACAUGACAUUUGCACAUGUUGUGGAAUGGACAUGUUAUUUUAAUUACCCGAUGACCAGGGUAAUAAUAUAUCUGUAAAGCGCUUAGAGACAUCGUUCUGAUGUAUUAAGCGCUAUAUAAAUGCAGAAUAUUAUUAUUAUGCAUUAUUCUCUUCAGCAACUUCAUACCUUUUUAUUUGUUUUCAUUUUGAAAAUUAGUAAAUUUGUAAUUUGGCAGGGGAUUUUCUCAUGCUGAUGUAUUUGAUACAAGUUACAUAAGAAAAUCUAUAGGAUAGAUAUGACUAUUGCAUAGCUGGUUCUAUAUGAUAAUAUAUUCCGCAUAAUUCAAAUGUGGCUGUAUGAUUGUUGAAUAGUGAAUCACAUGAUAAAUUGUAGGUUUACCGAUCAAAUGCUAGAUUGAGUUUCACUUAUCUUGUAUAGUUGACAUCCGUGAUCUAAAUUGUUACAGCGAAUGUUAACAUUAAUCAAAGCUAACAGAGGCGCAUCCUAAAAGGGAAAAUGGCUUCUAAAGAGAUACGUACUCUGAAGAGCUGAAACUUCUCAGCUUUGCUGCGAAGUUGUCAUUUUUUAAGGGAAAUAUGUUAUUGUUUCUUUCUAUAAUAAAGCCAUCUCUGAUGUGGCAUAUAUAAAGCAAAUAAUCACCAUAUGGUUGCAGUUGAUAGAACUAUCACUUCUUUAGCAAUGUGGAUGUUUACGUUAACUUUACGAUGCCCUAGAAUUGAUAGUUCGUCCCAUUGCUGUCACUAUUAUUUAUUUGUUCAGCCGUGUGGACAAUGGACAGCAUUAUUAUUUUGUCUUCGAUUUUCAUCCAUUUGGCCUUCUUUUUUUCUAGCAUGUAUUUGUAAAUAAUUUGGUUGUAUUGCAAAUAGGAAAAGAGAUGUUCUAAGAAAUUGCAAAUUAUGUGUUUAUUCCAUAAAUUGCAGUACUGCGAUGUGUUGCCCAAAUGAUUUUCAGCACCAUUUAUUUAUAGAUUGGAGCAUGCAUGAAUAUAUUAAGCUGAUGCUAGGCCAAAUUGCGUGCGAGUGCUAAUUUAUUUCAAGUGAGUGAGAAACGUGGUUGGCAAUUAUCAUUAUUGUGUGUACAAUUUAAUGCUAUUCAACUCUUUGCAUACCCCCCCCCCUGUGUUUCAACUAUACUGAAAUGACCCCCCCCCCCCUUCCUUCCCUGUUAGAUUAUAAACACCAUGUUUUAUAUGAUUAUCAUAGCUUUGCUAUUGCAUUGUUGUGUUAUUGAGUUUCAUGUCGGUGUUUUGAGCAAUUAUUAUCAAUACUCCUCUUUUAUAUAAUAUAGCGCACAUUUUAAAGUCUUGGUAAAAUGACAGUGAUUAACACAAUGGCCACAAAUGCUUGAUAAAUUGCAUUUUCUAAACACACUCUCAUUAUACUAUUUAUAGCAGAUUUCAUUAGCACUAUUUUAUAAAUCUUAUCAGAACUGACAAGUAGUCAGUCUCUGACCGUUACCAUAGUAACAGUUAUAUAUAGACCAUAGCUUCUCAGCCAAUCAUAAACCAUGGAUUUCAAUUUAAUUAUAUGUAACUGAAUUUAACUGCGUACUGUCUGGGUUUGCAACUUUCUUGAAAAGCCUACCUGGUGUGAGGUCCUUGUGGGUACAUCUGAUGCUAGCUCUGUCUCAUACUAAAUAAGUUUUAUUUUUGUCCUACAUGAAAUGGAAAAAGAGCUUUGUUUAUCCUUCUAUCGCAAAGGUUCAUAAUUGAUGUUAUUCUUUUCCUCAUGAAAGUCUAAAUAUAGGGCACAAUUGUUCGCAUGCAUGGGAAAACUGAAAGAAUUGUAUUGCAUGGGUAGAAUGUCAUUUUAUUUGUGGGCAAGUUUCAUUGUAAUAUCAGAUGGUAAUAAUUUCAUCAUAGUAAAGUUUAAAGAGUUUUUAAUAUGAAUACCAAGGUAUUGUCUGUAUGAAAAGCCAUCACUUCUGUUAGAAUUUAUACAAAAUUACAGUAAAUCAUUCAAACAUAUAACAAAUUCUUUGAAAAUUAAUAUUAACAUGCAAUAUAUUUACGAGGGCGAUUACAUGUACAUUUAAUCUGUGUUGUAAUCAUACCUUUUAAAUGUUUUUUUUAAACCACCUAUUUGUUUCUUCAAAUGUAGUUUUGAAUGUUUAUUAUUGAUAAGUAUUUUGCCACACACCAUUUUUAUAUGGUAGAAUAAUAGAAUUUAUGGUUUGUAUUUAUGAUGGUUUGUAUGUGAGAGAAGUGUAUAUGUGUUAUAAGAGAGUGAAGGUUUACAUGAGAAAGAUGGAACUGUGCAAAGAUAUUUGAUAUUCGUCUGGGAGGAGACAGAGUCACAACUUGAAAUUAUUAUGAAGAAAUAAAAUCCUUUUAUAUAAAGCAGA
This is a messenger RNA of Lytechinus pictus (painted urchin), 12247 nucleotides long. RefSeq names its product F-actin-monooxygenase MICAL3-like. NCBI's taxonomy places the organism in Eukaryota, Metazoa, Echinodermata, Echinoidea, Temnopleuroida, Toxopneustidae. Bases 54 to 6998 code for a protein of 2314 amino acids. The transcript has 25 exons. The record is from RefSeq and is a predicted model, not a curated record. Gene Ontology annotation, molecular function: protein binding.